Messenger RNA from Mesorhabditis spiculigera, 594 nucleotides. Lineage: Eukaryota; Metazoa; Nematoda; Chromadorea; Rhabditida; Rhabditidae. The record is from the annotation of a GenBank genome assembly.
AUGCAAAUAGACGAGGGUGCGAGCACGUCUGCAACUGCAUCUGCUCCGUCGGGCUGUUCCGGGAGACCACAUCCGGUUGCACCCUUUGAAUCCAAGGUGUCGCUGGAACAUCCGAAACCAGAAAAGCGCAUUAUCCUGAUCCCAGCCCCUCCAGCUCCAAAGCGAGCACGAGAAGCCGAGAACGACGAUCGAGUUAAAUCCGAAGAUUCACCCUCGAAUCGAACUCAAAAACGAAAAGCCAGAAGCGAAUCAAAGGGCUCAGGAGACCUAACGCCAGAAGAAUUGGUAAAGGAGCAGAAGCGACUAAAUGCGCGGAGUUGGCGGCAGUCGAUGGCAAAAAUGCGUGAUGAGGUUCCCCGACUUCAGAAUCUGAGCGAUGAUCUGAAGCGGCGAAAAGAGGCGUUAGAGAGGGAGGUCGAGGAGAAAAAUCAGAAAAUUGCCGAUAUGGAGGAGCAGAUCCGGGAGCUGCACCGGCAAAAUGGGGCUCUCCAAGCAAAGUGUGACGUCUUGCAACAACCUGGCAUCCAGUCCACUUCGCUGCAAAUCCCGUGGAUGACUACGGACUACAGUACGAUACAACUCUUUCCGAAUAAA